Molecule: messenger RNA, 1671 nt
Organism: Eutrema salsugineum
Lineage: Eukaryota; Viridiplantae; Streptophyta; Magnoliopsida; Brassicales; Brassicaceae
Product: phosphoglucan phosphatase DSP4, chloroplastic
Exons: 14
Coding region: 381-1511 (376 amino acids)
Biological process (GO): protein dephosphorylation; starch catabolic process
Cellular component (GO): chloroplast
Molecular function (GO): carbohydrate phosphatase activity; starch binding; protein tyrosine/serine/threonine phosphatase activity
Source: RefSeq, a predicted model, not a curated record
AGAUCGUGAAUUCAGUUCAGUGUCGGAUCACAAUAAAGCUGCGUGCUUAACGUUGGAGUUUCUUCGGUUACAAAGUUUUAGUUUUUUGUUCGGAGGGUGUUUUUGAUUAGAAUAAAUAUUUGGACUUUUUGUUUGUUUGUUUAAUAUUGUCCCUUUACGUACGAAACAAAACACAAAGUGAUUGCAUUCCCGAGCGUGGGGGUCCCAGAUUCCUUGUCGCGAUCCUCAGAGUCACACACACACACACACUCACACUCCUCACAAAACGAUUUUUGGACCUGAAUUGAGAUUUAUAUACUAAAUUACAGAUCUUUAUCGUCCAACUUGGGACUGACUGAGUGAGGAAGCUUCAUUUUCUUCCUCUGAUAUUUUUCUCUAAGAUGUAUUGUCUUCAGAAUCUUCCCAGAUCCUCAGUCUCACCUUUGUUAACGGGCUUUGGGGGCAAUCAAAGAGAUCUUUCUUCGUCGUCUUUGAAGAUGCUGCUACCGAUCAAAGCCAAUGAUCCUAAAUCUCGACUUGUUAUACAGGUGGUAUCAGACUCAAAAUCCAGCUCAGAGAUGAGUGGUGUUUCCAAGGAGGAAGAGAAAUCUGAUGAAUAUAGCCAAGACAUGACUCAAGCUAUGGGUGCUGUUUUGACCUACAGACACGAACUAGGAAUGAACUACAACUUUAUUCGUCCUGAUUUAAUUGUUGGAUCGUGCUUACAGACCCCUGAAGAUGUUGACAAGCUCCGGAAGAUUGGGGUUAAAACCAUAUUUUGCUUGCAGCAAGAUCCGGACUUGGAAUAUUUUGGAGUAGAUAUACGCAGCAUUCAAGCAUAUGCUAAGACUUGUAGUGAUAUUCAGCAUAUUCGCUGUGAAAUAAGAGACUUUGAUGCAUUUGAUUUGAGAAUGCGCCUUCCCGCCGUGGUUAGUACACUGUACAAAGCUGUUAAGCGAAAUGGUGGAGUUACAUACAUUCACUGCACUGCUGGAAUGGGAAGGGCUCCUGCUGUUGCGUUGACAUACAUGUUCUGGGUGCAAGGCUAUAAACUUAUGGAAGCUCAUAAAUUACUUAUGAGCAAACGAUCUUGCUUUCCGAAGCUGGAUGCUAUCAGAAAUGCAACAAUUGAUAUUCUUACAGGGCUUAAGAAGAAGACUAUUUCUUUGAAACUGAAAGACAAGGGGUUCUCUAUAGUAGAAAUUUCUGGCCUUGACAUUGGAUGGGGACAGAGGAUACCUCUAACACUGGACAAGGAAACAAGAUUUUGGAGCCUAAAGAGAGAAUUGCCUGAAGGACAGUUUGAAUAUAAAUACAUCAUAGAUGGUGAAUGGACACACAAUGAGCUCGAGCCGUUUACAGGACCUAACAAAGAUGGCCAUACCAAUAAUUACGCAAAAGUAGUGGAUGAUCCAACGAGCGUGGAUGGUGCAACUCGGGAGAGGUUAACGAGCGAGGACCCUGAGCUUUUGGAGGAGGAACGCUUGAAACUAAUCCAGUUCUUGGAGACUUGUUCUGAGGCAGAGGUUUGAGAGUUGAGAGCAUCCUUUUGACUCUCUCAAUGUAGCACUUACUAGUAACAAUAAAAUGCUUUAUGUUGGUAUUACAUAAAGUUACGUGUAUAGCAACAAAAAAACAUGAAAUUACUUUUACUACGUUCAAGUAUAAUAUACUACACACUAAAUCUUUCUU